AUGACUAACAACGCAAUCGGAGUUGCCCUGCUGGGUUCUACAGGACUAGUGGGUUCACACUUCUUAGCAAACCUCCUCGCUCACACAUCCAUAUCCCACGUCGACACAAUCUCACGCCGAACACCACAUGCACCAGCCGCUGGGUCAACGCCCAACCCCAAACUAAUCACCAUAAUCGAAAAAGACACUUCCCGCUGGGCCAGCAGAAUAUCCCAACUCUCUCCUCCACCCACAAUCUUCUUCUCCGGCCUGGGAACGACGCGCAGCCAAGCCGGCAGCCUUGAGAAUCAAUACAAACUCGAACUAGACACAAACAUUGAAUGUGCGAAAGCAGCUCGCGACGCAGGCGCAAAAGUAUAUGUGCUCGUUUCCAGUGGGAGUGCCAGUUCGUCUUCUAUGCUGCCAUAUCUGAAAUUGAAAGGUCAGAUUGAAGACGCAGCCAAAGAGUUGGGAUUUGAGCGUACGAUUUUCUUGCGGCCGGGUGUGAUCACAGGUCAGAGGGGUCAGAGCCGUCCGUUUGAAGCUGUAGCGCGUUUUGUUGCUAGUUCGGCUGGAAAAUUACAUUCUUCGCUGAAAGAUGGGUGGGCACAAGAUGCAGAUGAUAUUGCGAACGCUGGUAUAAUUGCUGGAUUAAAGUCUCUGGCCGGGGAAGCUCCUGCAGGGAGUGAGAAGGUUUGGAUUAUUGAACAGGGUGAUAUUGCCCGUCUGAUACGCGAGGGGUGA
Molecule: messenger RNA, 723 nt
Organism: Talaromyces marneffei
Lineage: Eukaryota; Fungi; Ascomycota; Eurotiomycetes; Eurotiales; Trichocomaceae
Exons: 2
Coding region: 1-723 (240 amino acids)
Biological process (GO): import into nucleus
Cellular component (GO): cytoplasm
Source: RefSeq, a predicted model, not a curated record